AUGGCCGCCCCAAGCAACAUGCAUAACCUUACAACCCUCAUCAAACGACUUGAAGCCGCGACCUCACGCCUCGAAGAUAUCGCGUCGUCCACGGAGCUUCCCAAAGAUGUCCCGGGCCUUGGACAGCCUGCGACCCCCGUAUCGGUAUCCGAACCGGCUGCGGCACCGCCGCCCCCCGCCGUCCAAGAGCCUCAGGAGGCGCUGCCCGAGUCGAUAGAGGAUUUCGACACUUUUCUGAACACCACCCUUGCCAAAUAUGUCAAGCUCAGCAAUGAGCUUGGAGGACCUGUUGCCCAGCAAGCCGCCGAGGUUCUCAGGGGGUUCCAGGAACAGCGCAAGUUCCUGCUUAUCGCUUCCAAGGCCGCGAAGCCAGCCACCUCAGGAUCGAGCUUGGUCGUCUAUCAGAAUCUGCUGAAGCCCAUCACGGAAGCGCUCAUGGCCGCAACUGAGAUUAAAGACAAUAACCGACCCGACCCAAUGUACAGCAACCUGAGCGCCGUUGCAGAUGGAAUCAUGGUUCUGGGCUGGGUUACGAUUGACCACCGGCCUUACAAUCAUGUCGAAGAGUCCUUGAGCGCCGCGCAAUUCUUCGGAAACAGGGUUCUGAAGGAGCAAAAGGACAACGACCCCAGACAGGUUGAGUGGGUGCAAUCGUUCUAUCAGAUCUUCCAUGACCUCGGCGACUACAUCAAACAGCAUCAUCCGCAAGGAGUCGCUUGGAACCCCAGAGGAGAGCCUGCCGAGGAAGUUGCCAAGUCUCUGGAUUCCAGCAAAGAAUCACAGCGACCCCCUGCAAUCGCCGGCUCUUCUGCUGGCGGCGCUCCCCCGCCCCCUCCCCCGCCUCCGCCACCCGGCCCGGCCCCUAUCCUGGAUAUCGGCUCUGAUUCCGCAAAGCCAUCCGGGGGAGCGCCUGCUGGGGGCUUCGGGGCUGUCUUCUCCGAGCUGAAUCGAGGCGAGGAUGUCACCAAGGGCCUGCGUAAGGUGGACAGGUCAGAGAUGACGCACAAGAACCCAUCUCUGCGCGCAGGAUCCACAGUCUCCGACGGCGCCAGAGCAAAGAGCCCCGUGCCCGGCAAGAAGCCCAAGCCUGAGAGCAUGAGAGCCAAGAAGCCUGCCAGGAAGGUGCUCGAGGCCAACAAGUGGACUGUCGAAAACUACGAGAAGGAGGCUCAGCCCGUGGAAAUUGAGGCAUCCAUCACCCACUCCGUGCUGAUCAGCCGAUGCAACAACACCACCGUCAUCAUCAAGGGCAAGGCAAACCAAGUCACUGUCGAAAAUUCCACUCGUCUGUCUCUUGUCGUUGACUCGCUGGUCUCUACCGUGGACGUGGUCAAGGCAAACAACUUUGCGCUUCAGGUCCUCGGCACGGUGCCCACUGUCAUGCUCGACCAGGUCGACAGCGCGCAGGUUUAUCUCAGCAAAGAGAGCUCAACCACCAAGCUGUUCACUAGCAAGAGUGACGGUAUCAACUUGAACAUCUUGGCCGGACCCGACGACGACUACAAGGAGGUGCCGCUGCCUUCGCAGAUCUGCUCAUACUACAGCGAGGAGAAGGGCGAGUUGGUGAGCGAGAUUGUGGCCCAUGCCGGCUAA
Messenger RNA from Trichoderma citrinoviride, 1593 nucleotides. RefSeq lists its product as hypothetical. NCBI's taxonomy places the organism in Eukaryota, Fungi, Ascomycota, Sordariomycetes, Hypocreales, Hypocreaceae. Gene Ontology annotation, cellular component: cytoplasm. Gene Ontology annotation, biological process: cytoskeleton organization; regulation of adenylate cyclase activity. The record is from RefSeq and is a predicted model, not a curated record. Gene Ontology annotation, molecular function: adenylate cyclase binding; actin binding. Bases 1 to 1593 code for a protein of 530 amino acids. The transcript is spliced from 5 exons.